Molecule: messenger RNA, 2481 nt
Organism: Neoarthrinium moseri
Lineage: Eukaryota; Fungi; Ascomycota; Sordariomycetes; Amphisphaeriales; Apiosporaceae
Exons: 2
Coding region: 1-2481 (826 amino acids)
Biological process (GO): cell division
Molecular function (GO): protein binding
Source: RefSeq, a predicted model, not a curated record
AUGGCCCCGACAAGCGCUGCCGUUACUGGCCAGCUGAGGCAGCUUGUCUACUACCACCUCGACAACAUAUCCUACGACAACGCGCUCUUCUUUGCUGAGAGGCUCGCCGCGCACGAUCCCCGUUCGAGCGAGUCCGCCUAUCUCCUCGCCUUUAGCCACUUCCGACUGGGAGACUACCGGUCGGCGUACGAGGUGAGCAAGGCCGCCGGGUAUCGAGGGGUGCAUCUCGGCUGUGCCUAUAUAUUUGCGCAGACCUGCCUGGCCUUGGAACGCUACAAGGAUGGAAUCACCGCCCUAGAGAAGUCGAGAGGCCUGUGGACCAACAAAUUCAGCUUUGGCAGGCACAACGGAUCUACUCGCUCGCCCAACCCGGAUGCUGCCAGCGUCGCCUGUCUCCUCGCCAGACUGUACCGGGCGUAUGACGACAAGAAGAAGGCGAUUCUGUGUUUUGAAGAGUCUCUAAAGAUCAACCCUUUCAUGUGGGAUGCCUUUACUGCCCUGUCCGAUAUGGGCGUCAAUGUUAGAGCGUCGAAUAUCUUCAAGCUGAACGAGUCCUUGUUGGGUGGCCUGGACUCGGAGUUACCGAACGGCAUACUGUCGGAACAGAAGGACAACGGCCCGGUGAACCCUUUGGAGCCGUUGCAUAAGAAAUCCUCGCUUCGACCUACCGUCUACGAGGCCGCGGACCCAUUUGACACGCAGCGCCAGAUGUCUGGAAACGAUGUGCUGAGCGCGAACAACCUGCUGUCCGCGUCAACUACAGAAAAUGACUUCAUGUCAAAGAUCAACGCGGCGCGUUCUAGGAUGGCUGCCAGCGUUGUCCCGACGGCGGAUGGCAUGGACACGCCGCCUUCCAUGCACAGCGAUCACCCUCCUGCUGCGCGAACCGGGUUUCACCCGGAGCCUGCCCAGGGCGCGCCAAGGAAGACCAGGAACGCGCAGGCCGUCGAGCCCAAUCUGCUAGAGGCACCCCCUAAGAUGAGCUACCGCCUGGGAUCACGAAGGAACCAACGCGUCCAAGAGAAAGGGCAGGAUGAGCCGUUGGCUGAGCCCAUCCCCAGCAUGUUACGAGCAUCGGCGUCCGCAGUGGCGGGAAUAGAGAGGAAAAGGACUGUAUCUGGCCACCCUGUGCAGCCACGGCACCAAUCCGAGGAGCCGGGCGCUCCCCCGCGGAGAAGCACAAGGAUAAAUAUGUUCAAGGGCACCAAUACCAAGGCCAAUUCCGGAGCGGCGACCGUUGGACCGGGCGCAACGCGAGAGCUAAAGAAGGCUAGACCCCCAAUCUCGCGGAUCAUGAGACCAAAUUCGGCCGCCGGUGCCAGUGUCGGCCGAGCUGUGAGUGGAAACCGGAAACCUGUCGAGGACCAUGGGAUGGACGUGGAUCAUGCGGAAGCACCGCGAGUUAAGGAGCCGCCCCCACAGCCGCCCAUACCCAAAGCGGUCGAGCCAGAUACUAUCAAGGUGGAGGAGAGUUUGAAGUACUUGCUCGACUUGCUGAAGAAGUUCGCCUCUGGCUAUCUCUCACUGUCACAAUAUCAGUGUCACGAUGCCUUGGCUAUCUUCGGGUCUCUACCACGAGCCCAUCAGGACACUCCAUGGGUGUUGUCACACGUUGGGCGGUCAUACUACGAGCAGGCAGCGUACGCGGAAGCCGAGAAGUACUAUAGGAGGUUGCGCAUCCUGGCACCCACGCGGCUCGAAGAUAUGGAGGUCUACUCAACCAUUCUGUGGUUCUUGAAGAGGGAGACGGACCUGUCAUUCCUCGCGCAUGAGCUUAUUGACUCAUCCUGGCACUCUCCACAGGCAUGGUGUGCCCUCGGCAACGCGUGGUCCCUCGCCCGAGACCACGAGCAAGCCUUGCGGUGUUUCAAGCGGGCAACGCAGCUCAACCCCAAGUUUGCCUAUGCAUUCACCCUGCAAGGCCAUGAGCACGUGUCAAACGAAGAGUACGACAAGGCUCUUACUGCGUACCGCCAGGCGAUAUCAGCGGACCGACGCCAUUAUAAUGCAUACUACGGCAUCGGCCGGGUGUACGAGAAACUAGGCAAUUAUGACAAGGCGUACACCCACUUCCACUCGGCGUCGGUCAUCAACCCCACCAACGCUGUCCUCAUCUGCUGUAUCGGCAACGUGCUGGAGAAGCAGCGACAGACUGUGCAAGCGUUGCAGUAUUUCACCAAAGCGACGGAGCUGGCGCCGAACGCGGCACAGACGCGGUACAAGAAGGCACGCGCGCUCCUCGCCUUGAACCAGCUCGACGCUGCCCAGAAGGAACUGGAGAUCCUCAAGAACCUUGCACCCGACGAGGCGACGGUACACUUCCUACUGGGCAAGCUCUACAAGACCCUGGAUGACAAGAGCUCUGCCGUGCGCCACUUCACGAUUGCUCUGAAUCUUGACCCCAAGGCAAGUCAACAAAUCAAGGAAGCAAUUGAGAGUCUAGAGGACGACGACAGUUACGAAGAUUCAAUGAUGCAAUGA